Messenger RNA from Vigna unguiculata (cowpea), 1475 nucleotides. Its product is annotated as Glutaredoxin family protein. The record is from RefSeq and is a predicted model, not a curated record. Lineage: Eukaryota; Viridiplantae; Streptophyta; Magnoliopsida; Fabales; Fabaceae.
GAAAAAGAUUUACAUGUAGUAGUUGGUGUUAUAUAUGUGUGUAUAUAAGUUAUUUGUAUAUGUAGCUUAGCGUAUCGAGACACAAAGUGAGUGAGUGAGUAAAAAAGAAAGAAAAGGAAGGGAAAUGGGGUGUGCUUCCUCUAAGGGUGUGGAUGUGGCGGCGGUCCCUUACCGGCCGGCGCCGACGAGCUUCGCGGUGUUCGACAUAAACGCGAUCGAGGAGCCAUGGCUGAAGCACCUGAACGAGAGCACCACCCAAGUCCACCAAGACAAAACCCCUCUCCCGGCCCCUAUCCUCCACAAACUCAACAUGCUCGACGCCACCGACGCUCCUCAAUCAUGGGACGAGGUCAGCAAAACACUCCAAGACCUCAAACCCGUCAUCACCAAACCACCACAAACCUCACCACCCCAACCACCCCCACAACAACCUCAACCUCAACCUCCGCAAAAAACUAACUCCUUCCACACACUCGAAGAGUUAGACGCCAAGACAAAGCCCAAGCCCGAACCAACAAAGCCCGACUCAGUAAAGCCCGAAGCAGUAAAGCCCGCUGUGGCUGUCGUGAACGUGGCGCGAGGGAGCAAGUUGAAGGACAACGUGUUCAUAAUGCGGGACAGGAUGGAGAGAGAGAAGGAGGAGAAGGAGUCGGCGUUCGAGCGGCUGCGGCGGGAUCCGCUGAGCGCGUUUCCGGAGAAGUGUCCGCCGGGGGGGAGCGAGACGGUGGUGGUGUACACGACGUCGUUGCGGGGCGUGAGGAAGACGUUCGAGGACUGCAACAGGGUGCGCGACGUGCUGGAGACGCACCGCGUGGUGUUCGACGAGCGCGACGUGUCGUUGCACGGGGAGUUUCUCCGGGAGGUGAAGGAGCUGGUGGGCGAGGCGGUGGCCCUGCCGCGGGUGUUCGUGAAGGGGAGGUACGUCGGGGGUUUGGAGGAGUUGGUGGAGCUGAACGAGACGGGUCGACUCGGGAGGAUACUGAGAGCCACACGUGUGGAGAGGGGGAUUGGGAGGCAAACGUGUGGAGGAUGUGGUGGGGCCCGCUUUGUGCCUUGUUUGGAUUGUGGUGGGAGUUGCAAGAUUGUUGUGGAUGGAGUUGAGAAACAGAGGUGUCCCAAGUGUAAUGAGAAUGGCUUGGUUCAUUGCCCUUCUUGCAUUUGAUUUUACUCUAAUUCUGCUCUUUUAUAUAUUUUCUUCAACCAAUUCCUACCUUUCUACACUUCUUGCAACUUCGAACCAAUGCUUCUUUUCCAUUCCGACAAAGAUUACAAACGCUGGGUGACGGAACAUGACAAAAACGGUUGUGUCUGUUGAUGUCACAGGGAAUGGAUACGGUUAGUUUAAGUUUUUAUGUUACUGUUAGAUUUGAUGAUGUGAACAUGUUGUUUAUAAUUUUUUUUUUCUUUGUAAAAAACAGACAUAUGUGGUUGUGAUUUAGGCACUAUUAAUGCCAGACUUUCGUAGAAAUUUCUGA